Molecule: messenger RNA, 1782 nt
Organism: Gossypium raimondii (Peruvian cotton)
Lineage: Eukaryota; Viridiplantae; Streptophyta; Magnoliopsida; Malvales; Malvaceae
Exons: 3
Coding region: 471-1469 (332 amino acids)
Source: RefSeq, a predicted model, not a curated record
UCUUAAUUUUAACGAUUAACCCUAUGGAUUCCUUUAGAUUUCAUCCAAACUGCAUCUGGGUUUAUGAUUAAUUUACUUCUGUCUCUUUUUUUUUUGUUAACCUAAGGGAAUAAUUCUGAUCUUGAUUAAUCUUUUUGGUUUGAUUUCUUUCUUUUCGGAUAAAAUUUAAUUUAUUUGUCUUAUAUGAUCAUAACUGAAUCUGGAUUUGUUUUAAUGUGCUUGAAUUUUUGUUUUUGACUUGUUAUUUUCAUGCUUAAUUUAUAAUAAAUGUCAUACGAAAUUUGGAAAUGGUUGAAGCGAUGCAAUUGAUGCAUAUUUUCAUAUUUGUAAUUUAUUCACACAUGAAUUUCAAUCUCAUAAAUUGAAUAUUAUUAUCCUAGGGAUUCAAAGAGUGCCGUAUAGAGGUGUUGAAAAAAGGCAGAUUUUUAAGAUAAUUGUUACUGGUAAUUUUUUAAAGUUUCAGAAAAAAAAUGCCAAAGGAUAGAAGGGUUGGUUCCUUUUUUUUUGAACGCUCUAGGGUCUCUCCUUACCCAUGUAGUUCCAGGGGCAGGGAUGCCAAACAAUGCCAACAUGAGGAUCCUUUGGAACUAGAAUUUGGACUUGAGGAUGUUAAAGAGUGGGAGGAUGCAAGGUGUCCUAUUUGCAUGGAACACCCACAUAAUGCGGAAAUUCCUUUGGGAAACUUGACCUCUACUUCUGAUGGUUGGAGGAAUCCACCGCCUUUUUUUGAUCAGCAAACCGAGGCUGGUAGUGAUAAGCAGCCAAAGCUUCUUUGCCCUCUUUGUCGAGGAGAGAUUUAUGGCUGGAGCGUGGUAGAAGCUGCACGUCAGUUUAUGAACUCCAAACCCAGGAGUUGUUCUUCAGAGACAUGCGAUUUCACUGGGACUUACGGUGAACUCAGGAAGCAUGCUAGGUCUGCUCAUCCUUUGGUCCGGCCAACUGAAGUUGAUCCAGAACGACAGCGUGAUUGGUCUAGGUUGGAGCGUGAAAGGGAUUAUGAGGACAUGCUGAGUUCAAUCCAACCAGUUGCUAGGGAAGAAAGUAAUGGAGAAAGCAUUUCAGAUCUUGAGGAUUUUCGUUCGUGGUUGACAAUAAAUCUUGCAUACUUGACACUUGCACUUGAGUUCAUUAGUGAUUCAAGAAACAACGAACAUGAUAGAUUUAGGAGGAGACCAGGGAAUAGGAGGUUCAGGUAUGAUCGAGAGUCUGAUCAUGGUACAAGGGAGAAUAAUAGUUCCACACCAGAUAGAGCACUCUUUGGCCACCGCAACAAUCCUACACCAGAAGAGAGAGUUCCAGGUAGACAUCGUGGCUCACAGGGAAUUCUCCAUUGGAGGAAUCGCAAUUCGCCAUCUGACAGAAUUCCCCAAGGCAGGCGUCAGAGUUCGCAAGCUGACCGAACUCAUCGUGGUCAAGGUGGAUUGCGAUGGCGAACACCUAGAUGGUCCACGUUCAAUGAUGGGCAGUGAUUGGAGCACAUUGUCUAAUGGUUCUUCCAGUCUCAGGUGGAAAUAAAAGCAGGAGGUCAGUGUCAGUGUUUAGGUCUAUUAAAUGUUAGACUUGGAAGUAGGAAGAUAAGCCAUUGUUAUCCCUUUUCUUUUUUCUUUUUAAUCACAGAAACAAUGUUUAAUGUUUGAAACAUCAAUUUCGCUUUUGAAAUAUCAUGUGCUUUUGCAAAAACUUUAUCCUCCAUUGUGAUUUAUAAGUUAUGAUUUUUUGCAGUGUGGGGAUUGUUUAUAAUGUUGUUGGAAGCAAUUUUGAGAAAUGAAUUUAUUUUCUUCA